This is a messenger RNA of Ziziphus jujuba (common jujube), 3910 nucleotides long. RefSeq lists its product as uncharacterized. The transcript is spliced from 29 exons. Gene Ontology annotation, cellular component: cytoplasm; nuclear pore. Gene Ontology annotation, molecular function: small GTPase binding; nuclear export signal receptor activity. The record is from RefSeq and is a predicted model, not a curated record. Gene Ontology annotation, biological process: protein export from nucleus. Lineage: Eukaryota; Viridiplantae; Streptophyta; Magnoliopsida; Rosales; Rhamnaceae. The coding region runs from base 188 to 3346 and encodes 1052 amino acids.
UAAUAAUGAUAAUAAUAAGCUCCGCCAUUGUAAAUGUAGACUUCUCCUAAACAAGCAAGAAAAGCAGCCACUAAACGCCCAAAACCCAAAUCGCUCCAAUCGAUAUUCCCUAAUUCUAAUCCACGAACCUAAACUUUCCUUCUUCUUCUAAACCCUUUGGAUCUCAGAUCCGCCUCAGGGUUGCUUGAUGGAGAGCUUGGCGCAACUAGAGGCGCUGUGCGAGAGGCUUUACAAUUCGCAGGACUCGGUUGAACGAGCACACGCCGAGAACACUUUGAAAUGUUUCUCCGUGAACACUGAUUACAUUUCCCAGUGCCAGUACAUUCUCGACAAUGCUCUGACUCCUUAUGCGUUGAUGCUGGCGAGUUCGAGUUUGUUGAAGCAAGUCACUGAGCAUAGCCUUGCGUUACAGCUCCGUCUUGAUAUUUGGAGUUACCUUAUCAAUUAUUUGGCCUCCAGAGGACCUAAGUUGCAGUCUUUUGUGACUGCGUCUUUAAUCCAACUCUUAUGUCGAGUUACAAAGUUUGGGUGGUUUGAUGAUGACAGAUUUCGGGAUGUGGUGAAAGAGUCAAUGAACUUCUUGAACCAGGCCACAUCAGAUCACUAUGCCAUUGGUUUGAAGAUAUUGAACCAGCUUGUGUCUGAGAUGAAUCAGCCUAAUCCUGGAUUGGCUUCAACACAUCAUCGAAGAGUUGCUUGCAACUUUAGGGACCAAUCGCUUUUUCAGAUAUUUCAAAUUUCUUUAACUUCAUUGCGUCAGCUGAAGAAUGAUGUUGUGGAUCAGCUGCAAGAGUUGGCUCUUUCUCUUUCUCUUAAAUGUUUAUCAUUUGAUUUUGUUGGCACAUCUGUUGAUGAAAGUUCGGAAGAGUUCGGCACAGUGCAGAUUCCAUCAUCUUGGAGGUCAGUUUUGGAGGAUCCUUCUACACUUCAAAUAUUCUUUGAUUACUAUGCGAUUACAAAAUCGCCUCUUUCGAAGGAGGCACUGGAGUGCUUGGUGCGACUAGCUUCUGUAAGACGUUCUUUGUUUACAAAUGAUGCUGCCCGUUCUAAGUUUUUGGCCCAUUUAAUGACUGGAACCAAAGAAAUCCUACAAACAGGGCAAGGUCUUGCUGAUCAUGAUAAUUACCAUGAAUAUUGUCGUCUUCUUGGACGUUUCAGAGUGAAUUAUCAGUUGUCAGAGCUUGUUAAUGUGGAAGGCUAUAGCGAUUGGAUUCGUUUAGUAGCAGAAUUCACUUUGAAGUCCUUACAGUCUUGGCAGUGGGCCAGCAGCAGUGUAUACUACCUUUUAGGGCUGUGGUCCAGAUUAGUGACAUCAGUACCAUAUCUGAAAGGUGAUGCACCCAGCUUACUGGAUGAGUUUGUGCCCAAGAUUACUGAAGGUUUCAUCACAUCAAGAUUUAACUCCGUGCAGGCUGGAUUACCAGAUGAUCUGUCUGAGAACCCUUUGGACAAUGUUGAACUUCUUCAGGAUCAGUUAGAUUGCUUUCCUUACCUCUGUAGAUUCCAGUAUGAAAACAGUAGUUUGUAUAUAAUAAACAUAUUGGAGCCUAUCCUGCAAACAUACACGGAAAGGGCUAGAAUGCCAACCACUGAUAAUAGUGACCUUGCUGUUAUUGAGGCUAAACUUGCCUGGAUCGUUCAUAUUGUUGCUGCUAUUCUUAAGAUAAAACAAUGUACUGGUUGCAGUGCUGAGUCACAAGAAGUGCUUGAUGCAGAACUUUCAGCACGUAUUUUGCAGUUAAUAAAUGUUACUGACAAUGGGCUACACAGCCAGCGGUAUGGUGAAUUAAGCAAGCAAAGACUUGAUCGUGCAAUUCUUACCUUUUUUCAACAUUUCCGGAAGUCUUAUGUGGGUGAUCAGGCCAUGCAUUCCUCAAAGCAGCUAUAUGCUAGGCUGUCUGAGCUUCUUGGACUCCAUGAUCAUCUAUUAAUGUUGAAUGUAAUUGUUGGCAAGAUUGCUACAAACCUUAAAUGUUAUACUGAGAGUGAGGAAGUCAUUGAUCACACUUUAAGUCUGUUCUUGGAGCUGGCAUCUGGAUACAUGACUGGCAAGCUGCUUUUGAAGUUGGAUACUGUUAAAUUCAUAGUAGCAAACCAUACUAGGGAACACUUUCCAUUUCUGGAAGAAUAUAGGUGUUCUCGGAGCAGAACAACUUUCUAUUAUAUAAUUGGUUGGUUAGUAUUUAUGGAGGACAGCCCUAUGAAAUUUAAAUCUUCAAUGGAGCCUCUCUUGCAAGUUUUUGUCAGCUUGGAAUCAACUCCUGAUUCAAUGUUCCGUACUGAUGUGGUAAAGUAUGCAUUAAUUGGGUUGAUGAGGGAUCUUAGAGGAAUUGCAAUGGCCACAAAUAGUCGCAGAACUUAUGGGCUUCUGUUUGAUUGGCUGUAUCCUGCACACAUGCCACUUCUUUUGAAAGGCAUCUCACAUUGGUCUGACACACCAGAGGUUACCACGCCAUUGCUGAAAUUUAUGUCUGAGUUUGUGCUAAACAAAGCCCAACGUUUGACAUUUGACUCAUCUUCUCCUAAUGGCAUACUUCUUUUCCGUGAAGUCAGUAAACUAAUUGUUUCCUAUGGGUCAAGGAUAUUGUCUCUUCCAAAUGCUGCUGAUAUAUAUGCCUUCAAAUACAAGGGAAUAUGGAUUUCUUUAACCAUACUCUCAAGAGCCCUUGCUGGAAACUAUGUUAACUUUGGAGUAUUUGAAUUAUAUGGUGAUAGAGCGCUUUCUGAUGCACUUGAUAUUGCACUAAAGAUGACAUUAUCAAUUCCUUUGGCCGAUAUAUUGGCAUUCAGAAAGCUAACAAGGGCUUACUUUGCAUUUCUGGAAGUUUUAUUCAAUAGCCAUAUCAAUUUUAUACUGAACCUGGAUACGAGCACUUUUAUGCAUAUAGUUGGAUCCCUUGAAUCUGGCCUUAAAGGCCUAGAUACUAACAUCUCAUCACAGUGUGCAUCUGCUGUUGACAAUCUGGCUGCUUUCUAUUUCAACAACAUCACAAUGGGAGAAGCACCAACAUCUCCUGCUGCAAUUAAUCUUGCUCGUCACAUUGUAGAUUGUCCAAAUUUGUUUCCAGAAAUACUGAAAACCCUGUUCGAGAUUGUUUUAUUUGAAGACUGUGGCAACCAGUGGAGUCUUAGCAGACCAAUGUUGAGCUUGAUACUUAUUAGUGAGCAGAUAUUCUCUGAUUUAAAGGCUCAAAUUGUGGCUUCUCAGCCGGUGGAUCAACAUCAACGGCUCUACCUGUGUUUCGACAAGCUAAUGGCUGAUGUUACUCGAAGCUUGGAUUCAAAGAACAGGGACAAGUUUACUCAGAAUCUGACCAUAUUCCGGCAUGAAUUCCGUGUGAAAUAAAUGCUUACCCCUCAAUGAAAACAGAUGGUUGUGGUAGAAACAUAUAACUGCAGAAGAUGUAUGUUUGAACAAUACUUGACUUGGUUUAGACAUGGAAAUUUCUCAUCGCAGGAGAGGAGCGACUUUUUGAUUGCUUGGUUUUGUUGCCUGAAUGGGAGAAGCAGAUAACUUUGAAGCUUGACGGUUUUUGGAAUGGGGGAAUGAUGCACUAGAAAUUUAAGUGUUGUGGUGAUUUUGUAUAGUUUUUAUCUGUCUAUCCGAGGAGGGGAGAUACUAAAACAUAGAUGCUAUGGUAGUAAUUUCACUUAAAAAAAAAAUAAAAAAAUGCUAUGGUAGUAAGAAAAUUUCUGAGGUUUGCAGAAGCUAUAAUGAUAGUUGAAAUGGGUAGUGCUGUUUUAGUAUCAUAUCGAUUCUUUCAAAAAUUUAGAAAAGAUGUAAAGCAAUUCAUCUGGUUUGUGCUUGUAGAUUACAUGUUGAUAUUUUUGUACAUUAGAUUCUACAUAUUCUUUGUAUUUUUUAUAGUUGAAGAAAAAGAAAAAAAAUAUUAUUAUGUGAUUUGUUCGA